AUGUCCAAGGCGACCUUCGCGAUCAUUGCUGCGGCCGGUGCUGCCACCGGCGCUGGUGCUACCGCGCUCCUCUACUCCUUGAGAUCUCCCCGCCAGCAGACUGCUCCUCCAGCGCCUACUGCUCCCGCUGCGCCCGCUGCUCCGCCGUCCGCCGUGUCCACGGGGCCUGCUCCCCCUGCGCAGGUACCGACGCCCUCUCUCGCCGCCAAAGCCUCGACAGCGUCUCCAGUUGACCCUGCCGGACUCAUGCAAUAUGGCUUUCCCGGUCCUGUGUCCGACACUCUCAACUCUCCGCCUCUGGUCGGCGCCUACGACCGACGGACCCGGAAUCCAGCCUGGGUUGCGGAGCACAUCACGCCGCAUUCGCUGUCGCUGAACAACGCCGAUCGCAAGAACAGCAACUUCUUCGAGGAUACGAGCAUCCCGGCCAUGUUCCGGGCCAAGCUGUCCGACUACUUCCGGUCUGGCUACGACCGCGGCCACCAGGUGCCGGCGGCCGACGCCAAAUGGAGCCAGGAGGCCAUGGACGCGACCUUUGCGCUGACCAACAUGUGCCCGCAGGUCGGCGAGGGCUUUAACCGCGACUACUGGAGCCAUUUCGAGGAGUUCUGCCGCAACCUGACCAAGAAGUACCCAUCCGUGCGCAUCGUCACCGGCCCGCUGUAUCUGCCCAAGCGCGACCCGGACGGCAAGUACCGCGUAACGUACGAGGUGAUCGGCGAGCCGCCCAACGUGGCCGUGCCGACGCACUUCUACAAGGUCAUCUUCGCCGAGCACGGCACGGGGCCGAACGACAAGGUCGCCCUGGGCGCUUUUGUGCUGCCCAACGCCCGCAUCUCCAACGACCAGCGGCUGUCCGACUUUGAGGUGCCCGUCGAGGCGGUCGAGCGCGCCAGCGGGCUGGAGUUUGCUACCAAACUGGACGCCAGCCGUCGGCGUCGUCUGUGCCAGGAGGUCAAGUGCGACAUUGUCGUGAGGGAGUUUAACAAUUCGCGGAAAGCAUUGCCUGGGAAGUAG
Rasamsonia emersonii CBS 393.64 is the source of this 1017-nucleotide messenger RNA. Its product is annotated as Mitochondrial inner membrane nuclease Nuc1. Gene Ontology annotation, molecular function: nucleic acid binding; RNA endonuclease activity; metal ion binding. Gene Ontology annotation, biological process: apoptotic DNA fragmentation. Bases 1 to 1017 code for a protein of 338 amino acids. Lineage: Eukaryota; Fungi; Ascomycota; Eurotiomycetes; Eurotiales; Trichocomaceae. The transcript has a single exon. The record is from RefSeq and is a predicted model, not a curated record. Gene Ontology annotation, cellular component: nucleus; mitochondrial inner membrane.